UCUAUCUGAGAAGCGAUGGCUUGCAGCACGGUCUCACUGUUGUGGUCUCUUCCCACUCUUCGUUUUCUUUCAUCUGAAAAACCAACUCCUACCUGUUACGGCCUUCCUCCUCACAAUCAUUUUGUCAAACACUUCUCCUACGCCACUAACCUUAAUCGCAACUCCAAAUUCAGAACUCCACAAGCCGUUCUCGAUACCUCUCCCAUAACCCCAACACCGCUCACCACUUCCACUCUCAGAGAAUUAUGCCAAGCUCACGUUCCUCAACAUAUAUUGCAAAGGAUGGAAGAGAUUGGAUAUGUAAUGCCCACAGAUAUCCAGAGGGAAGCUUUGCCUUACCUUUUUUCCGGGCGUGACUGCAUUCUUCAUGCUCAGACAGGUUCUGGGAAGACACUCACAUACCUGCUUUUGAUUCACUCCCUCAUCAAUGCUGCAAAAUCCUCUGUGCAAGCCCUAGUUGUUGUGCCCACCCGGGAACUCGGAAUGCAAGUCACUAAGGUCGCCAGGGCAUUGGCUGCAAAGCCAACUGGAGUUGUUGGGGAGCAAAAGUCAUGUUCCAUCAUGGCUCUGCUAGAUGGAGGAACACUAAAAAGACACAAGACUUGGUUAAAGGCAGAGCCACCAACAAUAGUGGUUGCAACAGUUGGGAGUUUAUGCCAAAUGCUUGAAAGACAUACUUUUUCGCUUGAAACUGUGCGUGUGCUGAUUGUUGACGAGGUUGACUGUAUUUUCAAUUCUUCAAAGCAAGUGAGUUCUCUUCGAAAGAUUUUGACUUCAUAUUCAUCUUGCAAUAACCGUCAGACAAUCUUUGCCAGUGCAUCUAUACCACAGCAUAACCGAUUUAUUCAUGACUCUGUGCAGCAAAAAUGGACAAAGAGAGAUGUGGUCCAUAUUCAUGUCAGUGCAGUGGAGCCCAUGCCAUCUCGCCUAUAUCAUAGAUUUAUAAGAUGUGAAACCAAAAGAAAAUUACAAACCCUGUUAUCCUUGUUACAAUCUGAUGCACCUGAGUCUGGUAUUAUAUUUGUUGCUGAGCAGUCUGAGAAGUCCAAAAAGGCUGGAAAGGCUCCAUCAACAUCCCUUCUGAUUGAUUUUUUGAAGACAUCAUACCAAGGUGAUUUGGAUGUCCUCCUCCUUGAAGACAAAAUGAAUUUCAAUUCACGAGCAGCUUCACUGUUGGAGGUUAGAAAAGGAGGUGGCUAUCUUCUUGUAGCAACAGAUAUAGCUGCUAGGGGGGUUGACCUUCCAGAAAUGUCUCACAUUUACAACUUUGAUCUGCCAAGGACUGCUGUUGAUUAUCUUCAUCGAGCAGGCCGAACAUGUAGAAAGCCCUUUUCUGACAUCAAUUGUAGUGUUACCAGCAUUAUUGUUCCAGAUGAGCGAUUUGUUCUGCAGAGAUAUGAAAACGAGUUGAUGUUUGACUGUGAAGAGCUUAUUGUUCCAUAAACCUUGAGCUUAUUAAUAUAAAUACGGUGUGCCUCAAAUUGACUGUA
Molecule: messenger RNA, 1490 nt
Organism: Vigna unguiculata (cowpea)
Lineage: Eukaryota; Viridiplantae; Streptophyta; Magnoliopsida; Fabales; Fabaceae
Product: P-loop containing nucleoside triphosphate hydrolases superfamily protein
Molecular function (GO): RNA helicase activity; ATP binding; RNA binding
Source: RefSeq, a predicted model, not a curated record